Messenger RNA from Pyrenophora tritici-repentis Pt-1C-BFP, 3891 nucleotides. RefSeq names its product dDENN domain containing protein. Gene Ontology annotation, biological process: regulation of Rab protein signal transduction. Gene Ontology annotation, cellular component: cytoplasmic vesicle. NCBI's taxonomy places the organism in Eukaryota, Fungi, Ascomycota, Dothideomycetes, Pleosporales, Pleosporaceae. The record is from RefSeq and is a predicted model, not a curated record.
AUGGCCCCCGCUCCCACCUCCACCACCGAGCAGUCGUCGACCCCGCUGGCCGAUUACUUCUUCAUAUCCGGCAUUGAGUCCUCGCAAGUCUACGACGACCGUGCUCAGAGCACAAGUAUUGUCACCUCGUCGCUCGCACAACCCUCGGUUGACGAGACCAUUGAGGAAGACCGCGCCCUCGAGACCGACUCCAUUCGCCCAACCUCACAGGACGGCCUGCCCCAGGGCGACCGCACACGCCAGAGAUCGCGGAACCGAUAUAGUGAGAACCGCCAGUCGGUCGGCACAAUCAUUGGCCCAGAGGCAAAGCCGACUGCGAGCAACCGGAGCAGUGCCACCAUCAAGGGAUUCCAGCUUGGCGGCUCCGGCCUGAGUGACCAAGAGUUCGACAUUGCGCUGCGCAAGUUUGCUUCAGAGCGCGAUUCCUUCCUCGAGGAAAUUCAGUUUACUGCUGGUGUUGCGCAACAGUCCCGAUCCACCCCCACUCGCCCGCCUCGCCCACGACCCCAGCGCGUCUCUCAGACCAACCCCGACGAUGGCAACAACGUCAGAUCUGGCGUCGGUAGCAUUCGCCGCCGCAUCUCGACUAUGCAGAGUAGCCUGAAACGACAGUCGUCAACAGCGAGACAGUCUUCUAUCCGAACGUCCAGACGCAUGUCCGGCUACAACUCGGUCAUCCCCGCCCCACAGCCCUUUGCGCCGGAGCCUGAUAUGCACCCUCUGCUUCGUCGCUACGAGCCCGUCCUUCUUGAUCGAUAUCCGCCAAGGAACAUGGUGGAAGAACUGAAGAGGCGGAAUCCCUUUCCUGACUAUGUGCCCAUGUUUGCUUUUCCGGAUGAUGUCAGUGUUGUCUCGUCCGACGAGCGACCGAAGAGCCAGUGGCAUGGAUUUGCCAUGACCAAUGGCGAUGGGUCUAAGCUCUACGGCAUUUGCAUCAUUGUCUGGCUGCCAUUGAACGCCGGCGCGGCCGAAGGGCUCGAGCGCCAGUGUGAAGAAUGGCGUAACUUGCACAUGAACCCAGAAGAGCGCGAAUUGGCUAGUAGCUUAGGUGAGCGUCUUGCACUGGAGCGUGCGAAACUAUCACAGCUCCUGACCAAGCUCCCAUCGGUCGCCCCGGACUCCGAAGAGCGCGACGAACUAGACGACCAAAUUGGGGCGGUAGAGGAAAAGAUCCAGCUUAUGACGGAUCUGCUUCGGCCCGUAAGACAUGGUGCAGCUUCCAAGAUCGAAGGUCUAACCGAUGGAGAAACUGGUCUCUGGAUACCUCGCGCCUACGGUGUCAUGGGACGAGAUGCUAGUUUGACGCCCUUUUGGAAAGAAUGGCUCAAGGCUGUUGUGGUCCCCAUGACUACUGGCGCGAUUCUUCGCGUUCCAGCCAGCUCACCGCGUGUGGGCAUGUGGCAGCCGCUCGAGCGAUAUGUUGUCAAUCUGUGUGCGGAAGCUCUUAGUCCGAUUACAUCCAUUACACAGGUUGAACUGGCUAUCCGAGAGCUUCGCAUGUAUGCUCGCAAGGAGGCAGUCAACGAGCUGCCUGGAUCCCGCAAUAUCGACAUAUACGCCCUCUUCCGAUGCAUGUCUAUUCCCAACAUCGUCACCCUAUUCGAAUACGUCCUCUCUGAAGCUAGGAUCAUUCUCCUUUCCUCCCACGCGGCCAUGUUGCAUCUUGCGAGUCUGGCCAUCACCAACCUCCUGUACCCCUUCCAAUGGGCAGGUGUCUUCAUCCCUGUCUUGCCCGCACGCCUGGUCCAAACGAUCGAGGCACCAUGUCCAUACAUCGUGGGUAUCGAGCGCCGCUAUGAGCCCGCCGACUACCCCGAUGACGACUAUGUACUCAUCGACCUUGAUGCUGACUCCAUAGUGUCCAACGGCCCUCCUCCACCACCUCUACCCCGUCAACAGCGACGGAAGCUCAUGUCACUACUUCAGCAAUCUGCACCCCAUCAUGUGCGAUACGGUGUACCUACUGGACCCCCUGCUUACGCAGUAGAAGCUUUCCCAUUCGAUACAUUUGCCUCCGAAAAUCCCAACGUGUUUUCACACAGGGCACAUCCCUCUACGGUUCAAAACUAUGUUGGUCUCAACUCGGCAUCAUUUGGUACUAUCGUUGGACCGCCCAGCUCUAGGCCUCUAAUCUAUAACGCUUUCCUGCAGUCAGGCGUUUCGAGUCGUGGAAAUGACAGGCCAUCCACGGCAGCCACCAUGAAAACACACAACUCGCCACCUUCGCCCAAGAUCUCGCCAGUAUCCACGGUAUUCCCGCCCAUGCCAAGCACGCCCAUCUCACGCAGUGAUUCGGGCUACGCACUACAAGCUAACCUGCGUGAGAAGCGCUCAGCCCAUUUCGAGACUUCAAGCCGCCGAAGUUCAUCGUUCGGUUUCGAGCGUGUACCCCCGCUUCGGCGCCCUUCACAGCCAUUCCUCGGCCAUGCGCAGAGCGCAUCAACAUCUUCGCUUAGUCAGGAGGUUAGGGCAGGAUCUUCCUAUGCGCCAUCAGUCUACGCUCAGUCUACACUAGCAGCGUCGACAAUCAUGCCUGGCAUGGCUACGCAGCAGGUUCGCAAUACUGCCACAACCCAGUGGCAAGAAGGACAUUGUCUGCAAUGGAGACCAAACGAAGACAAGGCCGUGUGCUCAGUAUGCGAAGAAAAGUCUGAUGAUGGACUAUACCGUUGUACUGGUUGCAGUACGUACGCCCAUGGUCGAUGUGUGGAUACGAUUUGCAUCGUUUGCCCUACAGCCUUCCGUCCAGAUCAAGUGCGUGCGUCCUUUGUACGGUGCUUUGCUAGCCUGUUCUACACGUACCGACGCUAUCUCAUCCCGGCUACUGGCGAUCGCAAGAAGUCUGGUAUGAUUUACCAAUUCAAGAUGGAUGACUUUGUCAAGAGCUUGCCGCCGGAGAAUGUGCAGUACAUCACAACCCUCCAACAGACUCAAGCCUUCAACGAGUUCAUUCACGAACGCGAGAGCAAACCAGCGCAUGAUCCUACUAUCAAACUCUUCGACGAGGUCAUCCUGGCGAAGCGAAACCGCGGGAAGUCAUCAUUCUUCUAUAAGUCGAAGGUGGACUUCCUGUCUGACACCUCUGAUCACCUCUGGCGCACUGCAUCUGCAACCCCGCCAAACUCGCGUUUCCCAGGUGAUUACCGUGCUGUAGUCAGCAGAAUCCCCGCAAAGCUCGACCCCACACUCAUGAAAGAGCCUCGCGUCAUUCAAGGCGUCCCACGCGUCCCCAAUUCGAAGGCACGCCGUAAGCCGAUUCCUUCGAUGCUCGGACCCAACGGCGAUGCCCCACCUCAGAUACAAACCUCAUGAUCUCGACACCUCAACCUUACGCUCUCUAUUACGACGUACCCGACCUCCAUGCCUCUCCCUCUUUCGUCCCACCCUCUCAUCUUUCUGUCUUAUUACUGCGCUGCAUGUAACAUAUCUAGCGACGGAGUUUACGGCGCUUUACGGCAUGGCUAAUGGGUUUUGAGAGAACCCGCUGGCCGGUGCUUGCUUGCGCAGAUUGGAUAUCUGCUGUAAGGAUAAAAUGUGAUUUUCAGAACCAUCUUGCAUUACAUGGGGUGGUUUGCAAUUGCCUUUCCGCGAGUCGAUUUGGAUUCCGACUCCAGUGCUUAUGCCCUGACCGUAUAUUGGCGGGUUCAAAGCAGGCAUUUUGUUUUGCGAGUAUACCUUUGUAAUGCGUUGAUUGCGCCUCGCUUCAGAUUGUGUUCCCUUAUAGCAAUACGCGAGGGAAUAGCGAGGUUUCUUUUGUAUAUUAUUGCUUCUAAGCAGCAAGAAAUGGAGGGCAAGUCCUGUGAGACACCGGACAAACCAGAUUGUCAUUCGGGCAGGAAAAAGCACAAUGCUCAAACCUAAGUAGAUAUAACAGCAUCGACUGUGAAACAC